This is a messenger RNA of Mus musculus (house mouse), 2515 nucleotides long. RefSeq names its product predicted gene 3985. The coding region runs from base 222 to 545 and encodes 107 amino acids. Lineage: Eukaryota; Metazoa; Chordata; Mammalia; Rodentia; Muridae. The transcript is spliced from 4 exons. The record is from RefSeq and is marked predicted.
GUAAUAUUCGGAGGAGGAUGGGCCUGCCUGGAGGAAGUGGGUCACUAGAAGUGAGCCUUUAAAUCCCACCGUUUCCAGCCUGUUCUCUCGGCUUUCUGACCUCUACCAUGCAAACAGCCACUGCUCCAUGUGUUUGCUACCACAGGUAUAGCUACUGUGCCAUGCCAUCCCGUCAUCGAUAGAAGGAAACUCACCCGAAACCGUCCCCCUCUGUGAGAUUUAUGGCCCAUAGUGAAGUUCAUCUUGUGUAUGAGCCGACCAGUAGAACCUGGAAGAAAAUGCAUUCUUCUCUAGAAUCCACAAGCAGCCAACAGUUCAGCAGGGAUGGGGACACAUCCAUGAAGACACAGGUCCUCCACAUGACUAACGAGUGCAGUAGAGUCCCCAAUUGCAGUGCCGUCCUGUCAGAAGCAUCUGGAGUGUUCCUUCAAACCACAACUGGAAAGAAGUCAUGCAACACACCAAUUUCCACCUUUACCUUAGUUUUACAGCAACAAUCAUUGUCUGUACAUGUAUGUUCCUCACCAUUAUUCGCAAUGACCUGACCUUGUAGGCUUCUUCCAUGGAUGGGCCCUCACUUGGAACUCUUCAUUUUCCACCUUUUUCCCUGUCAGUUUCCUUCCUACACCAUGGGUCAGAUGCAUAAUUCUAUACAUGCAUGAUAAUAACAACAGCACAAACAUGAAUUUAAUACCAUUCCUUAUUAAGAUCAUUAAUUCAGCAGAUACAUGGGAGAGACCAGGGUUGGGAUCAGAGCAGUGAUAAUCGCUGGCUGGGUGGGUAUAAAGCAAAGCAACAUAAUACUGGCACACAACAGAACCAUGGGUUGAAUUUUAUGAUCAGAUCUUUAAUGAGUAUCUUACAGCUUGUUAUAGAAAAGUAUUUUCAAUUAGCUAAAUAUGUGUAAUAAUUGAAUAAGCACCACUAGAAGAAAUGAGCUUCUAGCAAUAAAAGCAUUUAAACAGAGCUUCUGAGACCAACUUGAAGUUAAUUUCCAAAAACGUGUUUCUCUUGCUAUGGACUGGAAGAAUGCUGAGGGCAAAUGACCAUUUACCUAGAUUGUAUUUUAUAUAAAAAUGCUGAUGCUCCCAUGAAAUUUUCACAUAUAUUAAAUUAUCUUUAUUCUCUUAAGCAUCCUGUGAAAUAAAUCAAGAGCUGUGCUUAAUAACAAAUGUGCCUAUUUGUGGUGCCUCAGGAGGCUGAGGCCAGAGAAUUAUGAGUUCCACAAGAACCUGGGUUAUGUAAGUAGUCUGAGGCUGACAUGAACUAUAGAGACCCCUGUUUCAAAAAAAUAAGCUAAUUAACUCACUCACUACCAAUUAAUAAAUGAAUUAAUAAGCACUGAGACAGGCUCAGAGAAAAUUCCCACAAAACUCUAGAGGUGAAAAAAUUAGCAUAACUGAGAUCCAAUCCCAGCCAGUUCCAUUCCUAAACUGUAUUGUUGAUAGAAGUUUUCCCGCACUGCUUGUCUCUCUGUUGGCUCACUGUUAUAAAGGCUUCAUCUUUAAAUCACUGGAUUCAUAACUUACCUUAUGUCAGACAGCACAGAAGGGAGAAGGAGGUGGAUCCCCAAACCCACCUCCAGUGAUCUACUUCCUCCAGCUACGUCCAGGCACCUGCACUUCAGCAUCUCCCAAAAGAGAGUCGCUAGCUGGGACUCGAGUCUUCAAUACAUAUGCCUUUCAUGGAGUAAAUCAUCGCUACAUGAGUUGAAAUCUAUUGGCUUUGCUGGUUAAGGAAGUCCUCUUUCAUACUCGCUACAAAGUUCUAGGAUGCCCCGAAUUCAAAAGAACAACUGGGGAAAAUCCUCAAGCACGUGAAAUCCCUGGGAUUUCAGUCAUCUCGAGCAAAUAAUUCAGUGGCCCUAGAACUUUAGACCUUCCAAAGUAGGAGGCUUCUCAUCUCUGUAUUUAUUCCUUCCCAGCACUGGGAUUUCUAGAAAGAAUAGAAUUAAACAAAUGAAUGGAGUAGGUAUUGACUGGGUAGAUGGGGGUAACCAAGAUGUUGGCGUUAGUAAUACAAAGAACAAGAGGUAGUUCUCCCCGGCAGAGUUGUCUUUUGUGAGGCGCCCUAAUGUUCCAGCUAUUCCAGUAUAAAGUGUGAUCUUGCCACUUUGCUAGUCCCAGGUGGCCUCUGGGUUCAUAUUUGCCUGGUUUCUUGUUCCUGUGCUUUUGUAAGCAGGCCGGAAUCUGCUGUGACACAGGCUGUUAAGCAUGUACGAGUUCCUUUGGAAUCUGUACAAUCAAGGACUCCAAGUCCAGCCGUUUAGUUAUCUCUUGAUUUAUGGCUGGAGGGGUGGCUCUCCUGCAAGCUAUUGGACAAUGAUGAUAAAGGAGAUAGCAGCACCUCUGUGGACUUCCUGUUACCCUUUUCUAUAGUUACCAUUUAGAAGCAUUUAAUAGGGUACAGAGUGCUCAGGGUAUAAAACCAUUUCUGCUCACCAUUGUACUGUGGAGUCAAUUGGCGACUCCACUUCAAAUUUCUAAACCAGAAAAUAAACCAAUUCACAAUUACC